CUUCAAUUGUGAGUGGCAUGCCACUCACAAUCUCAUGCGACUCUCUUUCGCUCGGGUGGGUGUAACGCGGCAACCCAUGUGUUUCGACAUUUCGGCUCGGGCAUCCUGAGCUUACGUGCUGCGGCUAGCUUUUACAGUGUGCCGGUUGGCUUGGCCACGAGUAGAUGCGCGUGAGAGUUGCGGCGGCCACAACAACGUUGGCAAUAUCCGCAUCAUGGGCGGCGGACAACUCGUCGAUCAUCACCUUCACGCCAUCAACAAUGCCAGCCACGCCGCCUUUGACUCCACUGUCGACGACGACGAUUCCGACAACUUCGCCUCUGCCACCACCCACAACGCCGCGGUCGCCUGUCCCUACUACAUCGUUUAAGAAACCCACGACAUCUGCACCUUUCCCGACAAUAUCAUCACACGAGCCCACGACGGACGAGCCAAUCUCGGACACCCCGCUUACGUCCAAGGCCACGACAACGAAGGAACCGAUCGCACGAGCGACUACCACCGCACCAGCCACAGACAACGGUCGAGAGGGUGUGCUAGCUGAAGUGGAACAAAGUCCACUGAGUCCAUCCGUCUCGACGACGUCAAGCAAAGCCACGACCGUUGACCCACCAACAGUCCAAACCCCUCCCGAUACAGCGCCACAAUCAAGCAUGAAUUCGGCCACGACGUUGGGCCUUCUCGGCGGUGGUCUGCUCGUUUUUAUUGCCGCAGUCGUGUUCAUCUAUUUAUCCAUCCGAAAGAAACUCCACGCGUUGUCUGCCCAAGCCGACGCCGAGUACGAAGACGCACAGUCCCCGCCACCGCCACGGAUAUCGUCCGUGAGUGUCUCAAGUGCGCGCGGCAUUGCAAGGGUCGCGUCCAACCUUCAAGACCUUCCUGGCAGUUGGCGGGGUAGUCAGCGGGGCAGUUUCUCGCACGUUGGCCUCAUCGACCUUCCGUCAAGCGACCGGCCUCCAAUCGACCACCGCGCCUCGUCGAUUCCCUCCGUUCGAUCCGUUCAUUCGUUUCUCGGAAGUUGCGGAGCGCGAUACUCGAGCGAGUACAGCCGCCACGUCGACCCGAACGCCAGGUUUCAUCGCAGCCAAGGCGGGUCCAUUCACAACUUUGAUCCGCAUGCGGCAGCUGUCCAUGGUCGCGCAAUGUCAUUUAGUGGGCGCACUCCAGUCUCCUCAGGACGGCGAAUAUCAAGCGAACAAGGGUUCCCGCUAAGGCGAUCCAACGACUUGCGGGAGUACGUGGAAGCAACUUAUGGCGUUACGUCGUCAAUACCCCGGACGGCGUCUGCGCCCAUGACCUUGUCGUCCAUGGUGGAUGCGCAUGCUCACCCCAUGAACCCUCCAGUGAUGCGUGGGUUUACGGGGGGCUGGGCCGACACAAGGACAGGUUACGUUUCCCACUCUGACUACGACGAUGACGACGGUGUCAGGAACACGUGUGACUUUUGACCCAUCAAGAUAUAUCUAGUAUGAAAUGUAUUCAAACACAAUGGAGGCAAGGUUUCAUGGCGCGUGUUGACCGCACGAUGCUCCAACGGAGUUGGAGGGAACGACCUGAGCCCACUGGAGGUGUUUGUUUGAAUCUACGUGCAUUUGUGUC
This is a messenger RNA of Aphanomyces invadans, 1599 nucleotides long. RefSeq lists its product as hypothetical. The transcript is spliced from 2 exons. The record is from RefSeq and is a predicted model, not a curated record. NCBI's taxonomy places the organism in Eukaryota, Oomycota, Saprolegniomycetes, Saprolegniales, Verrucalvaceae. The coding region runs from base 165 to 1448 and encodes 427 amino acids.